This is a messenger RNA of Iphiclides podalirius (scarce swallowtail), 225 nucleotides long. Lineage: Eukaryota; Metazoa; Arthropoda; Insecta; Lepidoptera; Papilionidae. The record is from the annotation of a GenBank genome assembly.
AUGAAAACCGCCUCCGCUCGUGGCUUGCGCGGCGCCCCGUCAAUUACUCGGCGCGGGCUUUGCCAAAGGAGCGUGGCGGGCCGUCGACACCCGAUACGAGGCGGCCGGGGUAGGGUUGGGGAAAAUUGGAUAUCGCCCGGGCAAAUAUCCGACGGCCGGUUAGCCGUAUGUUUGUCCGCCCGCGGCGUGUACACACGGGGCUCUAUUGUUCGCCGCUUUGCCAUC